AUGAAUAUCAAUGAAUCGACAAAUGAAGCUACAUUCCUCGAGACACCAAACGAGGCCAUCGUUCAACCUAAAAAGUCCUCCUGGAGACACCUCUUUUCAUUCACCAAAUGGUCUCACGCUGGUGCGCUUUCCUCGGCUUUCCUCGCGGCGGCCAUCACGGCGGGACUCAAGGCCGCUCUCCCUGUUUUGCUCGGCGAAACGUUCAAUGUCAUCAGCGAUUAUGGCAUGGGAUUCAUCGACGGUAUCGAGACCUCCAGUCGCAUGUCACGGUGGUGCCUGGUGUUGAUAGGGGUCGGUGCUGGUAACUGGGCGGCCAACUCAGUGUUCCUCGCGUUAUGGGUAAUCUUUGGCGAGUUGCAGGCGAAUGCAGCUAGGCACGACAUCUACCAAAGUCUCCUGAAGAAGGAUAUGACAUGCCAAACGCGCGAGCUGCAACUUGGCACAUCCCAGAUCCUCGGCCUACUCUUUUGUGAAUUCUUCACAGCGCUUGCGUCCAUCGGUAUCGCCCUUUUCUACGCCUGGAAGCUUACGCUUGUCCUUCUGGCGACUAUGCCCCUGUCAGCCAUCGUUCUAUCGUUGGCCACACGACCCCUCGAGCCGGCUAUACAAGCCCAGCGCAAAGAGCUCGCCACUGCGUCCAAGAAAGUUACUGCGUCCAUCGUCGCGAUAGACCUCGUCAAGAUCUUCGGCGGAUACGAUCAAGAGACGGAGCAGUACGUUCAAACUAUCCAAAGAGCAGCAAAACACUACACGAUUCAAGCCCGAUGCAUUUCCAUACAAAUGGGUUAUGUGGCUUUCUGGGUGAUUGCCAUGUUUGUGGUUGGCUUCUGGUACGGUCUGUCGCUUGUCGAAGAUGGCCUGCGGCCCGGCAGUGUUCUGACAACGUUCUACGCCACGCUCGCCGCUUUUCAAGGCGCCGAGGCACUGAUGCCGCAUUGGCUGGUGUUGGCAAAGGCCAUGUCGGCGGGAUCUUUCCUCGAGGCAGUUGUGGCUCCGAAGAGCGGCGGCCGAGAGAUUACGCGCGUGGGUAGGCAUGUGAAGCCACGAACGUGUACCGGUGAUAUCGAACUGAAUAAUACUAAUGUUGGCUCCGACGGCCAUAACUUGAGCGGAGGCCAGAAACAACGCUUGGCCCUGGCCCGGGCACGUCUCCGCGAUCCAUCAAUUCUCAUCCUAGAUGAGGUCACGAGCGGCUUGGAUCAGCUCAGCAAGACGCUAGUCAUGGACGCCAUUCGACAGUGGCGACGCGGCAAGACUACAAUAAUCGUCACGCAUGAUGUCUCCCAGAUUGAAGGCGAGGAUUUUGUCUACGUCAUGGACAGCUCGUAUCUCGUACAAGAGGGGUUCAAGAAGGAUCUAUUGAAGCAGGAGAAUGGUCACUUUGCGUCUUUGGCUGCUCCCCAUGGACAUCAAAACUCGCCGGAAAUUCGUAUCUCAUCAGUCGACCCGAAAGACUCGCCCGCCACGCCUCUGAUCGCGUCUCGCCGCUCGCAUUUUGCUGAUCGAAUCUUCAACGAGCUCGAAAUCAACUCGCUGCAAGUCAACAAUCUUGGCAGACGCAGUUCACUGCUGCCCGGCCGUGACUAUCAAAUGCAUCCAGGACUGGACGCAGGUCGAUUACUGGGCGACAACAGAGCCUCUUUCCAUGCUGAGGAUGACCAGAGCUGGGAUGAGGAGAGGAAGCGUUUCUCACAUUUCCUGAGCCAGCGGUUCUCGUCGCCAGAACAGCACGAAUUGGUCGCAUUGCCACAACACACCCGUCGUGCAUCUCCAGCGCCAGCAAGGCCCUUGUCAAGUCUGACCUCGGAUUGGGCCGGGUCUCCAAAAGAGAGCGUCAUGCCCGAGGAUAUGGAGAAGAGAGCAUCAUUCGCCUUUGGUGAUUCUCAGCGGAACAGCGGAAUGUCCACUUGCCGACCACACAGUAUGGUCGAGCAACCGGCUGUCCCCGAGGAAAACCCACCAACAGCAAUAAAGGCGCCUAAGAAAAAGAUCUCCCUCUGGUCAACCCUCAGGACCAUCUGGCCCACCCUCGGUGCCACCGACUGUAUCAUCUUCUGUUUUGGUUUUGUUGUCUGUAUCAUUGGCGCCACAGCAACACCCGUGUUCGCCUACGCGCUUUCACAACUCCUUGGCGUGAUGACCUCGCCCGGCGAAAAGACCACCAAGGGAAUGAAGUGGGCACUCAUUAUCUUGGGCGUGGCUGUGGUGGACGCUUUGGGCUGGGGCGGUAGCCGAUACUUGUUUGAACUUGUCGGUCAAAAUUGGGUGAACAAGACUCGCACAGAAGCUCUCCGAAGGAUAAUGUUGCAACCGAAGCCUUUCUUUGGCAAGCAAAAAAAUUCUCCCGGCCGAAUUGUGGAAUGUAUGGACCGCAAUGCUGAGGAGAUGCGCAACAUCGUGGGCAAGUUCAUCCCCAUCAUGGUAGCCAUCACCACCAUGCUCAGCGCCUCCUUCAUUUGGUCUAUGAUCGUCUCCUGGAAGCUGACCCUUGUUGCGUUGUCACCGGUGCCAGUCGUCGCUGGGGCUAUCAAGGGCUUCACCUGGAUCUCUGGAAAGUGGGAAGCCAGGUGCAACACGGCAGCGGAAGACACAUCUGCAACGCUGACCGAAAUCUUCCUCAACAUUCGUAUUGUUCGAGCUCUGACUCUGGAGAAUUAUUUUACCAAUAAAUACGAGGCGCAGGUCCAGGGCGCCUUGGCCAUUGGCCUCAAGCGAGGCGCCUACACGUGCAUUCUCUACGGUGCCUACCAGUCCAUUGGAUACGUACUCACCUCGCUCGUCUUCUACUACGGCACACUUCUCAUGGCCACAAAGGGCGAGAUGAACGUGGCCUCACUCAUGCAAGUCGUCAAUCUCCUGCUUUUCAGCAUUGGCAGCGCCGCAGGUAUCCUCAGCGGCAUACCGCAGCUGACCAUGGCGCAAGCGACGGCCUCGCAGAUGCUGGAGUAUGCCGGCAUGUCGACAGAGCCACCCGAGGGACAACGUGGCAGCUUGAGGCCGUACAACUUGCUACCCAUCAAAUUGGACAAACUUAGUUUUUCCUACACAAAAGGCCAGAGUGAUGUCUUGCGAGGCGCAUCGUUUGAGAUUCACGCUGACAGGGUGACUGCCAUCGUUGGACAGUCUGGCUGUGGGAAAACGACUUUAGCUUCCCUUCUCCUGGGGCUGUAUCCUCCCUCGGAACCCUCCUCCCUGACUCUGAACGGCAUUGCAUCAUCGGACAUUGACAUUGACCACCUUCGUUUUCACACCGCCUACGUCGCUCAGGCGCCGUACUUGUUCCCCGCUACCAUUGCCGAGAACAUCACAUACGGGCUACCGAGCGGCUCACCCUAUUAUGAAACGGCGAGCAUCGUGCGCGCUGCCGAGGCAGCAGGUAUUCACGAAUGGAUCAUCUCCCUUCCGGAAGGUUACUCUACGCUCAUAGGCGAUGGCGCACAAGCAUUGUCGGGUGGCCAGUCACAGCGGCUCAACAUUGCGCGCGCACUCGUCCGCCGUCCCAAGUUACUUGUCCUCGACGAACCGACAUCGGCUCUGGAUGCAGAAAGCGCGGGUAUGAUACGGCAAACGAUCCGCAGUCUGAAGGGGAUGGCAGUGGUUCUGGUGACCCAUAGCCCGGAAAUGAUGCGAACCGCGGAUUGGAUCGUCGUGGUGGGCGAAGGAGGCGUGGUCGCCGAAGAGGGGGGCUAUGAAUCGUUGAUGAGGAAUCAGGGGGAGUUCGUCAGGUUAUUGCAUUGUGGUGAGUAG
Emericellopsis cladophorae is the source of this 3747-nucleotide messenger RNA. Its product is annotated as Alpha-factor-transporting ATPase-like protein. Bases 1 to 3747 code for a protein of 1248 amino acids. The transcript is spliced from 3 exons. NCBI's taxonomy places the organism in Eukaryota, Fungi, Ascomycota, Sordariomycetes, Hypocreales, Bionectriaceae. Gene Ontology annotation, biological process: transmembrane transport. Gene Ontology annotation, cellular component: membrane. The record is from RefSeq and is a predicted model, not a curated record. Gene Ontology annotation, molecular function: ATP binding; ABC-type transporter activity; ATP hydrolysis activity.